AGGAAAUGAAUAGACGUUAUUUUGCGUAAGAUCUUCACCAAGUUACAAGCUAAACCAGGAAGGAAGUUAGCAGCACUAGGUAGAUGGGAGUGCUUCAGUGACAUGUGCUUGCUUUGGAGAAAAUCAGAACUCUUCAGAUUAGUACUAGGAAUAAUUACCGUGUUUAUUUUAUGUUUACCUGAAUUUUUCAAAAUCCGUGAAGAUAACACUGUCAUUGUAUCGUGCAUGGAUAUCUGUUCAUCAAACAACACCACUUUUCCACUUUGCACUUUUAACAAUUCUUGCAAAAGAUCAGUGCGGCAAAGAGAAAACCAGACUAUUUUACUGAAGGCCAUUGUAAAUAAUUCCAAUUUUCAAAAUGCUCCAUGUAUUUGCCACUCCUCCGAGAGGGAACAACAGUCUCAUGCUAAACAUACAGAGUGUAAAUCCAAGCGAGAUGUAAAUGCCGAUCAUCAAGGAUCAGCACCUAAAAAAAUUUUGUGUUGUGUUUUUUAUUUUCCAAAACCAAAAGGCUCACUUGAAAUGAAAACAGAAGAUACUAUUUAUUUUUAUAAAUAUUUCAAUUUCGUUAUGGUUUCCAAGAAAGAAGAAGUAGAGCAUAGUACUUACUACCUUCUGGAAAUCCACAUCAACAAUUCUAUAGUUGGAGGAAGAAAUGCAGCUGAAGAAUAUCUAAAUCAUUCCUGUCUAGUGGCAAUGAUGGAAGACCAAAAUGACUGUAUAAAUAUUUCACUGCAACUGAAGUCUUAUGUGGAAUAUCCAAUGUGUAUGACGAAGAUCAUUUGGCUCACUAUGAUUCCAGUAGUUUUCGUGUUUACUAUUUCAAUUGUUAUCUGCAAAAUAGCCCAAGAAAAUGAACAAAACUAUUGUAAACAUGGAGUAGCAGCAGCAGUUUCUACGAUUCUAAGAAGAAAGGGUUCCAGACAUGCAAAAAGAACCAUAACGGCUACUAAAAUUCAUCCUUUUCCUG
Apaloderma vittatum (bar-tailed trogon) is the source of this 970-nucleotide messenger RNA. It is a transcript of the gene TMEM156, whose product is annotated as transmembrane protein 156. The transcript has 5 exons. The annotation marks the transcript as partial. The record is from RefSeq and is a predicted model, not a curated record. NCBI's taxonomy places the organism in Eukaryota, Metazoa, Chordata, Aves, Trogoniformes, Trogonidae.